Messenger RNA from Columba livia (rock pigeon), 3872 nucleotides. RefSeq names its product protein ELYS. NCBI's taxonomy places the organism in Eukaryota, Metazoa, Chordata, Aves, Columbiformes, Columbidae. Bases 99 to 3761 code for a protein of 1220 amino acids. Gene Ontology annotation, molecular function: protein binding. The transcript has 28 exons. The record is from RefSeq and is a predicted model, not a curated record.
GCAGGAGUAAAAUAUGGCAAAGUACAAAUUCUCUGAACCUGACUACUGAGGUGCAGAAGGUGUCUUUUCCAUCUGCUGCUCCUCCAAUGCUUUGAAGAAUGCGAGACCUAACGGCUCAGGUAACGAGCAGUCUGCUGCAGUUUCCGGAGGUGACUAUUCAGGCACUUGGGGAAGAUGAGAUAACCCUGGAUUCUGUGCUGUUUGGAAAGUUUUCUGGAGGGAGAAAUGGCCUGGCAUGGUUGGCAUGUGGCCCUCAACUGGAGGUGGUGAACUCACUGACAGGAGAGCGGCUGUCUGCGUACCGUUUCAGUGGAGUGCAUGAGCAGCCGCCCAUCGUUCGUGUGGUCAAGGAGUUUUCCUGGCAGAAGAGAACUGGACUCUUGGUCGGGCUGGAAGAAGGAGAGGGGAGUGUUCUUUGUCUGUACGAUCUUGGAAUAUCACGAGUGGUUAAAGCAGUUGUUCUUCCAGAAAGGGUAACUGCUAUAGAGCCCAUAACUAAUCAUGGAGGAGCCAGUGUGAGCACUCAGCACCUGCACCAAGGUCUGCGCUGGCUCUUUGGAGUGGCUGCAGUGGCUACAGAUGUGGGUCAUCUCCUCCUGGUUGACCUUUGUUUGGAUGAUUUGUCUUGCAGUCAGAAUGAAACAGAGUCAUCAGAUCUGGAAGUGUUCACAAGAAUUUCUGCAGCAGUUCCACAAAGAAGAGACACUGUGACCAGAGAAGGGAGACAUCUGUCCUUUCAAUUACAAAAUCCUUCAGGAACAUCAAUACCAACCCUGUGCUACAUAAGCAGAAGCAAUCAGCUGGCUGUGGGAUUUUCAGAUGGCUACCUGUCCCUCUGGAAUAUGAAAACUUUGAAGAGGGAAUACCACUCUCAGCUUGAAGGAGGAAGGAUUCCUGUCUAUGCCGUUACUUUUCAAGAGCCUGAGAAUGAUCCUUACAAUUGUUGCUACUUGUGGGCUGUUCAGUCUACACAAGAAAGUGAAGGCGAUGUUGUGAGUUUGCAUCUGUUGCAGUUAGCAUUUGGUGACAGAAAGCGCUUGGCAUCAGGACAAGUCCUGUAUGAGGGUCUGGAAUACUGUGACGAAAGGUACAGUUUAGAUGUCACGGGUGGAAUCUUUCCCUUGAGAGGGCAGACCACCAAUACCAGGUUACUCAGCUGUCAAACUGUAGAAAAAUUUCGCAACCAUGUUGACAGAGAGGACAGCAUUAAUGAAGCAAUCUCUCCUGACACCAGUGUAUCGAUCUUCAGUUGGCAAGUGAAUACCUAUGGUCCGGGAAAACCAUCUACUUAUUUGGGUGUGUUUGACAUCAAUCGCUGGUAUCAUGCUCAAAUGCCAGAUUCACUAAGGCCAGAAGAAUUCCUUGUUGAUUGCCCCUAUUUUGCAUUGUGGUCACUGGAUGCUGUAGUAAGCAUGACUUCUCCAAACCUCAUUUUGAAUAUUCUGGUACAUGAGCGGAGCCUAAGUCGGGGAGUUCCUCCUUCUUAUCCACCACCUGAGCAGUUUUUUAAUCCAAGCACCUAUAAUUUUGAUGGUACGUGCUUGCUGAACUCCGGAGUUGUUCACAUGACUUGCACUGGCAUCCAGAAGGAGACCUUGAAUUUUCUAAAGAGAUCUGGUCCUUCAAUAAGUGAAGCCAUUCACGAGAGCUACAAUAGGUGUCUUGUAGCUGGCCUGCUGUCUCCAAGACUAGUUGAUGUCCAGCCAUCCAGCUUGAGUCAGGAGGAGCAAUUAGAAGCGAUAUUGUCAGCUGCUGUCCAGACAGGUUCUUUAGAACUUCUGACUGGAUGCAUUAAACAUUGGACAUCAGAAGAGCAGCCAAGUUCUGCUGCUAACUUACAGUUUCUUCUUGAGUGGACAUGGAACAAAGUGAUGCAUGCAAAAGCUGAAUUGGAUCAAAUAUGUGUUCCACUGUUUGAUGGCUAUUGCAACUUUACUGACCCACAGGCAUUACAGGCUCUUCAGCGCUGCCAGUUGCUUUUGCACAACCUUAGAACAGUCUUAAACUGUUUUCUAACAGAAGCACAAGAGCUUACUGAAAAAGGUUUUGCAGACUUGACAAACAAGCACAUGGUCACCAGCCUCAUUUCAUUGUACGCACAAGUGGUCGCCUGGUUCUGUCGAUCCAGUCUCCUUCCAGAGGGUUUAGAUGACAAUAUGUAUUUGUCUAGACCUUUCUACAAUUAUCCUCUGAUUCAUAACUACUAUACUGCUCAUCGACAGAAACUUGAGUGUUUAUCGAGAGGAAAAUGGGAUUCUGACUGCUUGAUGAUCGAUGGACUGGUUUCCCAGUUAGGAGACCAAAUUGAGAAGUUGUGGCAGAGAGAUGAAGGAGGAACUGGGAAAUAUCCACCUGCUAGUUUACAUGCACUGCUAGAUGUCUACUUGCUAGAAGGCAUUGAAGAAAGCUACAAACAUGCAAUUACAAUUUACUUGCUGCUGGAUAUCAAGCAUUCCUUUCCAACUAAAACAGAAACUUCAACUGACUCAUUUCCAAAAGCCUUCGCUAUCCCUUGGGGUCUUGUUAAGCUUAUUCAAGGUUUUUGGCUUCUAGAUCACAAUGAUUAUGAAAGUGCACUGGCCCUGCUCUUUCAUCCAGCUACAAUCAAAAGUGUGUCAUGGCAACAUAUGAGAGUUCUUCAGUCCCUCAUGUGCCAGGGAGAGCACAGGCGAGCGCUCAGAUACAUCCAGAUGAUGAAGCCACCAGUGUCAAGCAGCAGUGAAGUGCGGCUUUUCCUCACCGUGCUGUUGUCCAAUAGGUGCCUGGUGGAGGCUUGGGGUCUGUUGCAGCAACAUACCACCAAGUUAAACAUGGAAGAGCUGUUAAAACACAUGUAUGAAAUCUGUCAGGAGAUGGGCCUAAUGGAAGACUUGCUGAAGCUGCCUUUCACAGAGACUGAACAAGAGUGUUUGGAGAAGUUUCUACAGACCAAUGCUGGUGUCCAGAGUCGUGAAUUUCUUUUAGUCCACCAUCUGCAGCGUGCCAACUAUAUCCCAGCACUACAGCUGCAUCAGUCAAUGAAGGUUAAUCCUACGAAUGACUGUGAUCUUCAGUUGAGAGACAAAGCAGUUGUCAGAAAUGCUGUAUUAGACCAAUAUGGCAAGAUCCUUCCUAGAGUUCAAAGGAAGCUGGCGGCAGAGAGAGCUGAGCUUUACCAUUUGCCUUCAUCAGCCCUGAGAGAAGUCUCCAGACCAAAGCCAUUAUCAACAGUAACAAAACAAGCCAAUGCAGAAAAUGUGUGUAUUUUCAUCAAUAAUGUGUUGUCCAAAAUUGGAGAAGUGUGGGUAGGAAAUGAGCAGAAACCCAGUUUCUCACAAUAUGAUAGAUUACUGCAUUCAGUGGUUCAUCCUGUUCCUUCAUGUUCUGCAGCACAGGGUGGUUGCUGGCAGUCGCCAUGUGGAGCUUCUGCUUCAUUCAUGGCAUCCAGCCCCUUGAAAUCAAAUCUGCACAGUUCCAUCUCACAAAGGAACUUUUCAGGAUCAACACAACUGAAUCUACUAGAGACUCCCCCUGUGGUUAAGAGAGCUAAAGUUUUGGCUACAUCUGCUUCUACGUCUGCUUUUCCUGGAUUUACUCCUCAGUCUAUUCUCAGAUCCAGUCUUCGCACCACACCCCUGGCAACUCCCUCUGCAUCUCCAGGACGAUCAGUCACUCCUCCUCUAAGAGCAAAGGAAUCCAGAAUAUCUUUCAGGGAAGAGAACUCGAAAGCAAGAGGGACUGCUGGGGUUAUUGAAGAUAAUGUGUUAAGGCACAAACCUUAGCAGAAGCACCUGAACCAUCAUGCUAUAGUGAAUUACAUCCAUCAGGUAAUCUUCAAUACAGCUAUGAGAAUGCAGAACAAGAGUUUGCAUGUGCUUUGCCUGAUAAUAAAG